AUGUCAAGGGGUUUGGCUAAGCAGGCUCAUUGCAGACCUGACAGGAAGAGAAUCGUGGGCAGGGGCGGAGACUGCACGCCACUGCGUCAUGACCGCGUCCAGGGGGCUGACUCCACCACGGCGUGCACGCCGUGCAUGUCGCAUGGGCGUCCGCAAAUGACGGCGCACCGUGCAGCUGCUCCAGCGCCGCAACCUCGUCGCCGAGACGCUGCACCCGUCGCGGGUGAAGCUCUUCGCGCCGGCGCGCACGUGGGUGCGCCGCGUGCUCGUCGAGAAGCUCGGGGACUCGGGGAGCCCGGGCCUGACGCUACGCCGCCCCGCGUCGUGGAGACGUUCCAGUACGCUAUGUUCUGCCUCCUCGUGCUUAUGUGCUUUGGCGAGCGCCUCGACGAGCCCGCGCACCUCUUCCGCGCGCGGCUCGACAAAGCGCUGGCGCUGCGGCGGCGCGUCAAGGAGCUCCUUCUUCCGCUUAUCAACGCGCGUCGGGAAUACAAGAAGCGGGAGGCGAGCCGAAAGGGGAAACCACGUUCGAGCACUCGUACGUGGACACCAUGCUCGACAUCAAGCUUGAAGAGGACGGCGAACGCCCGCUCACAGAUGAUGAGAUUAUCCGCCUAUGCUGCGAGUUCCUCAACGCCGGCACGGACACCACGUCGACAGGGCUCCAGUACGUGGGUCAUGGCCGAGCUUGUCAAAAACCCAGCCAUCCAGGAGAAGCUCUACAACGAGGUCAAGGCCGCCACGGACGACGACAAGGAAGAGGUCUCAGAGGAGGACGUCCACAAGAUGCCAUACCUCAAGGCGGUGAUCCUCGAGGCCCUCCGGAAGCACCCGCCGGGCCACUUCGUGCUGCUUCACAAGGCGGCGGAAGACAUGGAUAUUGGUGGGUACCUGAUCCCCCAGGGCACAACGGUGAACUUCAUGGUCGCUGAGAUGGGCCGGGACGAGCAGGAAUGGAAGAACCCGAUGCAGUUCUCGCCGGAGCGGUUCCUCCCCGGCGGAGACGGCGAGGGCGUGGACGUGACGGGCACCAAGGCGAUCAGGAUGAUGCCGUUCAGCGUGGGCCGGAGGAUCUGUGCUGGGCUUGGCAUCGCCAUGCUGCACCUGGAGUACUUCGUUGCCAACAUGGUGCUGGAGUACGAGUGGAAGGAGGUGCCCGGCGACGAGGUGGACUUCGCCGAGAAGAACGAGUUCACUGUCGUCAUGAAGAAGCCGCUACGCCCGCUCCUUGUGCUUAGGAGGUCUCAUUUGAACUAG
Miscanthus lutarioriparius is the source of this 1257-nucleotide messenger RNA. Lineage: Eukaryota; Viridiplantae; Streptophyta; Magnoliopsida; Poales; Poaceae. The record is from the annotation of a GenBank genome assembly.